AGAGAGAGAGAGAGAGAGAGAGAGAGAGAGAGAGAGAGAGAGAGAGAGAGAGAGAUGUGGAUAGCUAGAGCGGCUCUGGAGAGGGACUAAGCAGUCAUCUGUGUUUCUUGGUUGUUUGCACCUGAGUGCUUCUACCAUGCCAGAGUGAGUGCUGCCUUUUGCAAAUGAUGGACUCUUGUUUUGUGCCCCUGGAGAUCAACUGAAUUGUGGCCACAGGACUUGAACACGAUGGAGAACAACACGACCAUCUUUCAGGAUGUCACUCGGGUUGUAAAUCGGACUGAAAUGCCUCUGAACCCUCUUGAAGAGCAGGUCAUAACAAUAUUUUUGACAAUGCUAAUCUGUGUAGUUGGGAUUGCUGGCAAUGUCAUGGUGGUGCUGGUUGUGCUGCGCACUAAACACAUGGUCACCCCGACUAACUGUUACCUCGUCAGUCUGGCUGUCGCAGACCUCAUUGUGCUGCUUGCUGCUGGGCUCCCUAAUAUCUCUGAUGUUGUAGCCUUCUGGAUAUACGGAUACACAGGAUGCUUGUGUAUAACAUAUCUUCAGUACCUCGGCAUCAACGUGUCGUCCUGCUCCAUCACAGCCUUCACCAUCGAACGAUACAUUGCUAUCUGUCACUCCAUAAAAGCUCAGUUCAUAUGCACCGUUUCCAGAGCCAAGAGGAUCAUAGCUGGAGUCUGGAUCUUCACCUCACUCUACUGCAUUAUGUGGUUCUUCUUAGUGGACACAGAUGAAACUGUCUAUACCAACGGAGUGGUGGUCACUUGUGGCUACCGUGUCUCCAGGAGCUUCUACAUGCCAAUCUAUUUCCUGGACUUUACUUUGUUCUAUGUGAUCCCCCUCGCUGUGGCCACCGUGCUGUACGGGCUCAUCGCGAGGAUCUUGUUCAUGAGCCCUCUGCCCUCACAUCUGAACGACAGAGCCGGAGGAGGGUCGGUCCACCAGGGUCACUCCAACAGCACCAACAAGGCCAACAAGGGUGCAGUCUCUGCAAGGAAACAGAUAACAAAGAUGCUUGCCGUGGUGGUCGUCCUCUUCGCGUUGCUCUGGAUGCCGUACCGAACCCUGGUGGUGGUCAACUCCUUCAUCGACCCGCCUUACAACAACACCUGGUUCCUGCUCUUCUGCCGGAUGUGCAUCUACACCAACAGUGCCAUCAACCCCAUCAUUUACAACCUCAUGUCUCAGAAGUUUCGCGUCGCGUUCAAAAAGCUCUGCAAGUGCAACUGGCAACGCAAGGAGAAGGCGGCAGAGUACAAUGUGCCGAUGUAUUACAGCGUGAUAAAGGAUUCAUCCCACGAGAGCAAUGAGCUUGUCACAGAGCAGGAGGAAGUGAGCGGCCAAACCACCAAGAGGUUCAACAAGACGGAUGAUGAUGCAAGCACUUUAAGUAUUUCUUAAUAAAGGCUUUGCUGAGUUCGGACAGACUUUAUGAUAAAUCAUUUGUGAAAAUCUUUCAUUUUAAUGUUAGAUAUUGCUGUUAUUUCCACCUGUUAGAAAAAGAACUUAUAGAUAAACACAUAUUCUUGUUGUUCGCUGUGACACAAGUUGUAUUUGUGGUGUGGUAGUUGUGGUACUUUUACAUCAAUAUUGUAACUGUGUUGUAAAUACAGCACGUGAAACCAGGCUUUAGUGUACUUCACACAGCUUAAUGGGAACUAAUGGCAUCACAAUGUGUGUCACCAUUUCACAAUAGUGUAAGUGGAUCUUUGAAAUAUCAUAAUCACCAUUGUUGUGCACAUAAAAAAAAAAGACCCGGCAAAGAUGGACAAUUUAUGUGAAACGUGAUAUUGUGGGUGCAUAUUAUGAAUUUUGCCUUCAGACAAUGUCCAGACUUUAUGUUAACUAGUUCUGUCAUGAAUCAGCACUGAUUUUGUGCAGCAAUGACCUAAUCAAAUUAUCAGUAUAAUAUGUCUCUUGAUAACAAGUGUACUUGUGCUUUUCAUGCGCUCAGGCUGGAGUGCUCCUCAGAUGUUCCACGCUCUUCAACAGCACUGAUGAACAAACAGCACAGUUUUUCACCCUUUUUUAUACAUUUAUUCAGUUUUAACAAGUCGACAGUACAUAAAAAAACCAACUGCGAGAGAGAGAGUUCUAACUGUGCAGCCGUAUGUUUCUGACUGUGUCCAUAUACUGUAUGAUUGAAAAUGGAUGUAGUCUUUGUGAUGUCACACAUGAGUUUCUAAAGAGCUGUUGUGAAGCUCAAAUGUUUUUUGCUGUGAACAUAUUUAUUUCUGAUCUAUAGUUGGGCAUUUUAAUAUGGGGCCUUAUGGAGAUUGACUCACUUCUGUAGCCAGCCUUAAGUGGCCAUGUGAGGAACUGCAGUUUCUGUUGGCUUCAUUUGCCAACCAAGGACGUUGCAGCUAAAUCAUUUUUGGUAUUUAAUUUAAAAAACCUCAUCUAGGUGGAUAUUUAUUGAGAGGACAAACUGAGCUUAUUGUCAUAAAAUAUACAUUUAAAAAAUGCAUUUGUUUGUCAUGACCAAAUACCUGCAAAACUAAUGACACCCUCUGCCUCAGCUGUACCUUGUGUUUAGUGUGAAUUAGCAAAUGUUAGCAUGCAAAUGCAUCCGUGUUAUUUAUACAGCAUCAUGACCAUUAUAUAUAUGUUAACAGAGUAGCUACUGUAAGCAGCUUCCAUAGACAGGUGUGCAAGGCUAACUACUUAAACUAGUCUCUACACCGCCAUAGUCCACCUACACAGCUGUUCUCACUCAUGUUGUCACAUUAGACACCCUCUCAGACCUGACUGACAUCUCAUUCACUCUCCUCAUAGAUUUAUUACACUUGUUGGACAUAAUCAUAAUUAGAUUAGAUGAUUAUUAAAUAAUAGGCUUUGGUGUCAUUGUGUAAUUCCAAGAGUAGCUCCACUCCACCUAACUAGAGGUCUGAUUAUUAUUUAAAAUGCCUGUGUGGGUGCAAGGCCUUUAAUAUUAAGUGUUUUAAGCCUCAGCAGCAAAUAAUUACUAUACCAGUACUUCCUCUUUUUCUCCUUGACAUUGUCACCGGAUUUACCAGCUAAAAACAACCCCUCAAUCCUUCUUCUGAGAUUAUUUCUGACUCCAGAUUCGCGUGUGGGAGAAGUUCAUAUCAUUAGACUUCCAGUCUGCCAAACUGGGCAGCAGGAGGUAAUAAUCUCUGAAGCUCUGAUAACAAACAAAUCAGUUCCAAUUCAAAACAUCAGCCAAUUCAGAGAAUAUACAUAAAGCCUUUUUUAGCCACUGGAGAGACAUGCAACAAAUCUGACAGCAAAUGCAUCAUGGGGAACAUGUUGUGACGUUAAGUGUUGCCAACGAGUUUUCUGUCUCCCUCGUCUCGUUGCUGUUGAAAUGCUGUCAGCGGCAUGUCUCAACAUAUCCAGCUCUCGAGACUCAUGUAUGAUUCCUUUUCGCAAUCGACAUAUUUAUAUAUUCUGUAUACUGUACACAUGUGAGCCCGAUGUUGAUUGUGUGUUUUUAGCAUAUUUUGUAAAAAUGCUCGUAGUUUCCUGUGUACUGUGGGAUUAACAAAUUGUCCUUUUACAGCCCUAAAAAAUUUACAUUUUCUUUAUUCAUGAGAAGUUUUUUGUGUCAAAUAAAUGUUAAAAUAAA
Messenger RNA from Dicentrarchus labrax (European seabass), 3592 nucleotides. Its product is annotated as thyrotropin-releasing hormone receptor-like. The record is from RefSeq and is a predicted model, not a curated record. Lineage: Eukaryota; Metazoa; Chordata; Actinopteri; Moronidae. Gene Ontology annotation, molecular function: thyrotropin-releasing hormone receptor activity. Bases 229 to 1404 code for a protein of 391 amino acids. The transcript has 3 exons. Gene Ontology annotation, cellular component: membrane. Gene Ontology annotation, biological process: phospholipase C-activating G protein-coupled receptor signaling pathway.